Messenger RNA from Sphaerulina musiva SO2202, 1685 nucleotides. Its product is annotated as candidapepsin-4 precursor. The record is from RefSeq and is a predicted model, not a curated record. Gene Ontology annotation, biological process: proteolysis. The coding region runs from base 1 to 1416 and encodes 471 amino acids. Gene Ontology annotation, molecular function: aspartic-type endopeptidase activity. The transcript has a single exon. NCBI's taxonomy places the organism in Eukaryota, Fungi, Ascomycota, Dothideomycetes, Mycosphaerellales, Mycosphaerellaceae.
AUGCGUUCUCCCACCAUCGCCUAUACAGCGGGAAUCCUUGCCACUGCUAGUAACGCCAUCAACCUGGUCAAGCGCAACGAUGCAUUACCGCCUCGGGUCGUUGAACACACCAUCCAACGAAAAGACAUCAGAAAUCCCCUCGAUCACGACCGGAAACGCUGGCAACGACGCAAGCGCGACACCUUGACAGUAGCACUCGACAACGAGGAAACACUCUAUUUUGCCAAUGUAUCGAUCGGGACUCCCGCGCAGAAUCUGCGAUUACAUCUCGAUACGGGAAGCAGUGAUCUGUGGGUGAAUGUGGAUAGUAGCGCUCUUUGUCAAGCAAGAGGCGACCCAUGCUCGAUAUCGGGAACAUACAACGCGAACGACUCCUCAACCUAUACCUACCUCAACAGCGACUUCAACAUUUCUUACGUCGAUGGAUCGGGAUCAGCCGGGGACUAUGUCAGCGAUACCGUCAAGAUCGGAGACACGACUUUAACAGGCCAACAAUUCGGCAUUGGAUAUGAAUCAAGUUCGCAGGAGGGUAUCUUGGGCAUUGGGUAUCCCAUCAACGAAGUCGCAGUGCAGUAUAAUGGCGGCAAGACAUACUCCAAUGUGCCGCAGAGUCUUGUGAAAGCGGGCGCGAUCAAUACCAACGCAUACAGUCUCUGGCUCAACGAUCUGGAUGCUUCGACCGGAUCGAUACUGUUUGGAGGUGUCAACACCGAGAAAUACACGGGUUCGCUGGAGACGAUACCCAUCGUUGAGACACAAGGAGUGUACGCCGAGUUCAUCAUUGCUCUGACUGCUGUUGGCGCGAAUGGCACAGCAGGUUCAAUUGUAAACAAGCAGGCCAUACCCGCGCUACUGGACUCAGGAAGCUCCCUGAUGUAUCUUCCCAACGACAUUACACAAUCCAUCUACGACUCGGUCGGCGCAUCGUACGACUCGGAGCAAGGCGCCGCAUUCGUCGAUUGCGAUCUCGCCAACUCCGACGGCUCCCUCGACCUCACCUUCUCCUCUCCAACAAUCAAAGUCCCGAUGAACGAACUCGUCAUCGUCGCCGGCAUCGACCGAGGCAAAGAAGUCUGUAUUCUCGGAAUCGGCCCCGCGGGCAGCAGUACACCCGUCCUAGGAGAUACCUUCCUCCGAUCGGCAUAUGUUGUAUACGACCUUGCAAAGAAUGAGAUUUCUCUCGCCCAAACCAAUUUCAAUUCCACAGCGAACAAUAUCAUGGAAAUCACCACUUCGACCGUUCCAGACGCGACAUUGGUGACCAAUGCUGUCACGAGUCUUGCGGUUUCCUCUGGCGGAGCUCGCAUCAAUAGUGGUACCACAGUUACACUGGACGGCGCAGCACCUACCGCAGGACCCGGUUGGAGCGUCGCUGCUAUUGGAGCUGCUGCAGGGGCUGCACUGUACGCAUUGUAGUGAUUUUUUUUGGAAGAUGUCAGCUUUUUCGCACGUUGUUGGAAUUGCAUCCUAUGAAGCAUAGCGUGGAGCUGGAACAGUCUCUUUUUGUUGAAAACAUUAUUGUUGUAUAGAUGAGAAAAGAAGGCACGAGAUCAUGACCAAAGAAGAAACCCCCAGCAUGUAGUCGGUCCAUCCAUAGGUGUGGAUUGGAUAAGGACGUUUAAACGCACAGUAUAGCGUUGUAUCAAAUAGAAAUAUAGAUCAAAGGAUGGAAAAAUGAUACCUAC